This is a messenger RNA of Babesia ovata, 1692 nucleotides long. RefSeq names its product domain containing protein. Bases 1 to 1692 code for a protein of 563 amino acids. The record is from RefSeq and is a predicted model, not a curated record. The transcript is spliced from 6 exons. Lineage: Eukaryota; Apicomplexa; Aconoidasida; Piroplasmida; Babesiidae.
AUGGAGCCCACCGCGCGCAAGCGUAACUCCGCAGGCGGGAACGCCGACUCCAAGCAGCCACGGCCGAAGAAAACGACCAAGAAGUCGUCUUUCAGCCUGGCAAGGUUCUAUCGCGAUUACGGGCUGGUGCUCUGGCUGAUUGGCAUUGUUCUCCUGGGACUUGUUUUGAAGUACUUCGAGGAUAAGCACCACUCCAUGCAAAACUUCACGGACUUCGGAGAGGACAUCUACAAGGUCAUGGGCAUAUCACGCUCUGCAUCAGAUGCGGAGAUCAAGACCGUCUACCGCCAGCUGAACCACAAAUGGCACCCCGACAAGAACCCGAACUGCGCGGACUGCAAGGAAAAGUUCAUGAAGUUGAAGGCGGCAUACAAGAUCCUCAGCAACCCCCAGCUGAAGAAGCUCUACGACAAGACCAACGGCCGCACAGUCGACGUUAUCUCGUCAUCAACCACCGAGCUGACGCAUGAGAAUUAUGACGAGCUUGUUCGCAACUCGAAUGACGUUUGGGUCAUUCAGGUCUAUUCGGACGACCUGUAUGAGUGCCACCAGUUCUCGAAGCACUGGGAGGAGGCCGCGAACAGCCUGGGUCAUUUCGCCAAUUUCGGUCGUAUUAGCAUGCUCCUUAACCCUAAGGCGGCAAAGAAGCUGCGCGUUAAGCUGCAGCUGCUGCCCGCGGUGCUGAUGAUGUUCCCUGGCGGUGGAUACGACCUCUUCCCCCAGGAGGCGAUGCGCUCAUUCAAACACUUCAAGGACUACUUCGUGCAAGUAUACCCCGCGAAGGUGGCCACAUGCAAAGACCAGGCCGAGUUCAAGCAGAAGGCUGAAGCUGUAGCCGGCAGGCCGGCAUUGAUGUUCCGUAACGAUGGUGACAACCGCCCUGCACCGCUGGCGAUACGGCACCUCGCGUUGAAAUACAAGUGGGCGUUCGACGCAUACUGGACAUCCUCUGUGGUUCCAGCGCACGAGGACAAGGUGUUCAUCGACGACCUUAUGGGCGCAUCCAAGGGACACAGCAACCUGGUGGCCACCACUGCAAUCUUCCAGCUGCGGUCCGAUCUGGACGCCCUGGUUAUGUGGUAUGGUGCCGACCGCACUGGGCUUAUCGCGACGGCCCCUUACAGCAGGGGGCAAAUUGGGCCACUGGUCGAGUGCAUCGAGUCGAUGCUCGUGCUGGCUUACCCACCCCUUGAACUGUCCAGUGAGACAUUCAACCAUCUAUGUAAGAUUCCGGGAUCGACGCGCGAUCGCUUCUGCGUCGUCGUCGUAGGCGAUGCGCACAAAACUUUCGACGAAAAGAAGGUGCUGGAACGAUUGGCUCAGUUCGUUCACGGGGCGCGCAUCGGCAGCGUCUUCUCCAACGAGUUCAGUGACCCCGAGGCAUCCGGUGCCUCGGUGCCCACGGCGGACGUCCAGCUGGUACGCCUGCCGGAGUCGCAGUCCACCCCCAAGAUACGUGAAGUCGUAGAAUCGGGAGUCAUUCUGCUGGAUGCCGCGCGCAACAAGUUCUGUACCGUGGUAUCCGAAGACAAACGCUUCGAGUGUGGAGUGCAGGGCGACCUCUCCUGGGUCGGAGACGUUGCCGAGGGUGCAUUCGACACGCUCGCGUGGCAUGACACCAAACAGGGAUUCGGUGGCAAUUUCGAAGAGGUGUGCCUGAAGUCUAACCGUUCCUGGUAUAAGUUCUUCUGA